Alnus glutinosa is the source of this 1515-nucleotide messenger RNA. RefSeq lists its product as uncharacterized. Bases 1 to 1515 code for a protein of 504 amino acids. The record is from RefSeq and is a predicted model, not a curated record. Gene Ontology annotation, molecular function: RNA-DNA hybrid ribonuclease activity; nucleic acid binding. The transcript has 3 exons. Lineage: Eukaryota; Viridiplantae; Streptophyta; Magnoliopsida; Fagales; Betulaceae.
AUGCCCGGCAUCGAUCCCUCGAUCAUCGUGCACAGGCUGAACGCGGAUCCCAGCUUUAGACCUGUGAGGCAGAAGAGAAGGACCUUCGCCCCCGAGAGAAACCAGGCGGUAGCUGAUGAAGUAUCGAAGUUGUUGGUGGCAGGGUUCGUCCGAGAGGUUGACUAUCCCGAGUGGCUCGCCAAUGUCGUGCUAGUAAAGAAGUCCAAUAACAAGUGGAGAAUGUGCGUGGACUUCACCGACUUGAACAAGGCUUGCCCAAAGGAUAGCUUUCCACUGCCUCGCAUAGACCUCCUUGUCGAUUCAACUUCUGGGCACCAACUCCUGAGUUUCAUGGACGCGUUCUCGGGAUACAACCAAAUACAGAUGGUGGAAGAAGAUCAGGAGAAGACCUCUUUCAUUACCGAUCGGGGCCUGUAUUGUUACAAGGUGAUGCCGUUUGGGCUGAAGAACGCGGGCGCUACGUAUCAGAGGCUGGUGAACAGGAUGUUUGAGAAGCAAAUGGGCCGGAAUGUGGAAGUGUACAUUGAUGACGUGCUCGUGAAAAGUGUGGAGGCCCGGGAUCACGUCUCCGAUCUGAAGGAGACGUUCGAUACGAUAAGGCGUUACCGAAUGAGGUUAAACCUGGCUAAGUGCGCCUUCGGUCCGAAGGCAUUUGUGUGGGAUUCGAAGUGCGAAGAGGCCUUUGGGAAUUUGAAGGAAUAUUUGAUGAACCCCCCUCUCUUGAGUCGACUAGUGGAAGGAGAUGUCCUCUAUAUGUACUUGGCUGUAUCACCCUCGGCGGUCUCCUCAGCUCUCGUCCGGGAAGAGAAGGGUGUGCAAAAGUCGGUGUACUUCAUGAGCAGAGCGCUCCGCGGAGCGGAAGAGAGAUACCCAAGGAUAGAAAAGUUGGCAUUUGCCCUGAUUGUGUCCGCUCGGAAACUGAGGCCUUACUUCCAGGCGCACGCCAUCCGAGUACUAACUGAGUACCCCUUGAAGAAGGUCCUCCAGAAACCGGACCUGUCGGGUAGGCUGGUCAACUGGGCAGUGGAACUCGGGCAAUUCGACAUUGAGUUUCAUCCGCGAACGGCGAUUAAGGGCCAAGCACUGGCCGAUUUCUUCCUUGAAUUUUGCAACACUCCAGAGCCCGAGGACCCAUGCCAACGCAGCGGUGUGGGAGUGAUACUGGAGAGCCCGCAGAAGCAGAAGUUCCAGUAUGCCAUCAAAUUGGACUUCGCCACGACCAACAAUGAGGUAGAGUAUGAAGCGGUACUGGCGGGCCUGGCAAUCGCCCGGGAAGUAGGGGCCCUCGAUGUCAAAAUCCGGAGCGAUUCACAAGUGGUCGUUGGUCAGAUCUCGGGAGAAUUUGCCACGCAAGGAGGCCGACUGGCCAAAUACUUGGAAAAGGUGCAUGACCUACAAUCUAGUUUCAGAACUAUGACGGUCACGAAGAUCCCUCGCGAAAGAAAUGUUCAAGCGGAUGCGCUGGCUAGGGCUGGUUCGGCAACCGACCAAGAAAUCGCAAAAAUGAAGCGGUAA